This is a messenger RNA of Capronia coronata CBS 617.96, 1017 nucleotides long. Its product is annotated as adenosine kinase. The transcript is spliced from 3 exons. Gene Ontology annotation, molecular function: adenosine kinase activity. The record is from RefSeq and is a predicted model, not a curated record. Gene Ontology annotation, cellular component: cytosol; nucleus. The coding region runs from base 1 to 1017 and encodes 338 amino acids. Gene Ontology annotation, biological process: purine ribonucleoside salvage. NCBI's taxonomy places the organism in Eukaryota, Fungi, Ascomycota, Eurotiomycetes, Chaetothyriales, Herpotrichiellaceae.
AUGUCGGACAGAAAGUGGAAACUUCUCUGCUUGGAGAAUCCGCUACUGGAUAUCCAGGGCAAAGGCGACGAGGCAAUGCUCCAGCAGUAUGGGCUGAAACUCGACGACACGCUCCUGGCGGAACCCAACCAGAUGGGCCUGUACGAUGACUUGAUCAAGAACCGCAACGCGAAACUGAUUCCGGGCGGAGCUGCCCAGAACACUGCCCGAGGCGCACAGUACAUGCUCCCGCCCGACUCGGUGUGGUACAUUGGUUGUGUGGGGGACGACGAGUACGCACAGCUGCUGCGCGAGAAAUGCGCCGAGCAAGGCUUACACGUCGAGUACCGUGUCGACCCGAAAGUGCCGACAGGGAAAUGCGGCGUGGUCAUUACCGGCCACCACCGCACCAUGUGCACGCAUCUCGCCGCGGCCAACGAGUACAAACUGGACCAUUUGCUGGAGAAGCGGAUCUGGUCCAUGGUUGAGAAUACCGAUGUCUUCUACGUGGGCGGUUACCAUCUGACUGUCUGCCCCCCGGCCGCCAUGGCCCUGGCCAAACAUGCCGCCGAGACCAAUAAGAUCUUCAUGCUCUCCCUGUCCGCAGGCUUCAUUCCGCAGUUCUUCAAGGACCCCUUGGCCGAGAUCCUGCCAUAUUGCGACUAUGUCUUUGGAAAUGAGAACGAGGCCAAGACGUGGGCCGAGACUCAGGGUCACACCGGCAUUUCCAUGCAAGAAUGCGCAAAACUCAUGGCUAAGCUGCCCAAAGUCAACACCAAGAGACCCAGGGUUGUCAUUGUUACACAAGGCACCGAUCCCACCAUUGUUGCCAUAGCCGAGCAAGGCAAAGAGGUCGAGGUCAAAGAGUACCCUGUCCCCGUAAUCGACAGCUCUGCUAUCAACGACACAAACGGAGCUGGUGACGCAUUCGCCGGCGGCUUCUGUGCCGGCAUCGUCGCAGGCGAACCUCUCGAAACCUGCAUCAAGAAAGGCCAGUGGUUGGCGAAGUUGAGUCUGCAGGAAUUAGGUCCUUCGUAA